Ochotona curzoniae (black-lipped pika) is the source of this 515-nucleotide messenger RNA. It is a transcript of the gene VMA21, whose product is annotated as vacuolar ATPase assembly factor VMA21. Gene Ontology annotation, biological process: vacuolar proton-transporting V-type ATPase complex assembly. The record is from RefSeq and is a predicted model, not a curated record. The coding region runs from base 59 to 421 and encodes 120 amino acids. NCBI's taxonomy places the organism in Eukaryota, Metazoa, Chordata, Mammalia, Lagomorpha, Ochotonidae. Gene Ontology annotation, cellular component: endoplasmic reticulum membrane. The transcript has 3 exons.
GAGACGCGAGCCAGAGGCGCCCGCGCCAAGUUGGGCGACGCGCUCGCUGGGGCGGACCAUGCUGCGCGGCAAGUCCCGGCUCAACGUGGAGUGGCUGGGCUACUCGCCCGGCCUACUCCUCGAGCACAGGCCGCCCCCGGCCGGCCGCACGCUGCGGAGCCCCCGCCGAACUGAAAGUUCAUUAGCAUCUACCCUGAAGACGCUCCUGUUCUUCACAGCUUUAAUGAUCACUGUUCCUAUCGGGUUAUACUUCACUACCAAAUCAUACAUAUUUGAAGGUGCCCUUGGGAUGUCCAAUAGAGAUAGCUAUUUUUAUGCUGCUAUUGUCGCGGUGGUCGCGGUCCACGUGGUGCUGGCUCUGUUUGUAUACGUGGCCUGGAACGAAGGCUCACGACAGUGGCGCGAAGGCAAGCAGGAUUAAGGCAGCAGCACUUUUUGAUAGCAUUAACCUCAUUUUUUAUAUAGCAGAUGUUAUGGGAGCAUUGGUGAACUUCAAUAAAAUUGUCAGAACACAU